Molecule: messenger RNA, 1641 nt
Organism: Panonychus citri (citrus red mite)
Lineage: Eukaryota; Metazoa; Arthropoda; Arachnida; Trombidiformes; Tetranychidae
Product: protein FAM50 homolog
Exons: 3
Coding region: 246-1418 (390 amino acids)
Biological process (GO): chromatin organization
Cellular component (GO): nucleus
Source: RefSeq, a predicted model, not a curated record
AUUUUAUUGAAUGUUUGUUUACAUUUCUUGUUGAUUAUUGUUUAGUAAUUUGGAAUCAACUGAAUUCAAAAUUUCUCUGAUUUGUGUGUAUUUGAAAAUUCAGCUGACUAUUCGUUGGUUUGUCCAUCACCAAUAGCUGUUCAUCCGUUUUGUAUUGGUGCAUUAGUUACAUUGUUAUUAGUAGAUUUGUUACAUUGACUUUUCCCAUUUUGGUUAUUCUGUGAGAGAAUCAUUUAAAUCCAAAUAUGGCGAUGUACAAAGGAGCUGCCAGUGAGGCCGGAAGAGCCAUGCAAUUACAAAAGAAGAGAGAGAUGGCUAAGGAAGAGUUGGAACACCGGAAAAAGAAAAUUGAAGAAGAAUUGAAAUUAUCGAGUAUCGAUAGUAAAUUUGCAGCUCAUUAUGAUGCCAUUGAAGCUCAACUUAAAUCAUCUACUAUUGGUCUGGUUUCUCUCGAUGAAAUGAAAGCUAAACAAAUUGAUUUUGUCAAAGAACGAGAAAGAAAGUUAGUUCAGAAAAAUGAACAACUCAAAUUGAAAGAAAUCGAGGAAAAAAAGGAACAAAAAGAAAGACAAAAGAGACAAAUACAAACAUUGUCAUUCAAAUUUGAUGAAGAGGAAGAGGAAGAUGAAUCCGAAGAAGGACAAGGAAAAGUAGACCAUGAGAAUACCCAAGCACCGGAUAUACCACAGAAAGAAUCAUUAGAAACAUCACAAAGUGAUCAAACAAUCAUAAAAUCAGAGUCUACCAUCAAUGAAGAUGAAACUUCCGUUGAUAAACCAAAUGACAGAUUAGAUUAUGAAAGUCAUUCUGAAGAUUCAAACAGCAGUUUAUUACAUCCAUGUAAAAAGAAAAAGAUGAUGAAAAAUCCAGAAGUUGAUACAAGUUUUCUACCUGAUCGAGAAAGAGAAGAAGAGGAAAAAAGACUUCGAGAAGAAUUACGGCAAGAAUGGGUUAAACGUCAAGAGAAGAUUAAAAACGAGGAAAUUGAGAUCACAUUUUCUUUUUGGGAUGGAUCAGGUCACAGGAGGAGCGUCAAAAUGAAGAAGGGAAAUACUAUCUACCAAUUCUUACAAAAGUGUUUGGAAUUACUUCGAAAGGAGUUUCAUGAACUCCGAGCAAUAGCCGCCGAUCAAUUGAUGUAUGUCAAGGAAGAUUUAAUCAUUCCACAUCAUUAUACUUUCUAUGGCUUUAUUGUAACCAAAGCGAGAGGUAAAUCCGGACCUUUAUUCAGUUUCGAUGUACACGAAGAUGUCCGUUUACUUGCGGAUGCAACGGUUGAAAAGGACGAAUCCCAUGCGGGUAAAGUUUUAAUGAGAAGUUGGUACGAGAGGAACAAGCAUAUAUUUCCUGCUUCUCGGUGGGAACCUUAUGAUCCAAGCAAAAACUAUGAAAAAUACACAAUAUCAGACAAAAAGUGAUUCAAACUCAACAAUAAUAUUAGCUAAUUAGCUAAAAUGUUAUCUACAAUCGAUAAUCUCAUGUUAAUUUAUCAACUACUUGUGAUUAAUCUGCAAUUAUUUUGUAAAUGAGAAACUUUUUACCAUCACCUUGAUGAUUUAUCAAUUCUGUUCAGGAUUUAUUCAUCACAAUCGAUUUGAUAAUUUGAAUAGAAUUUUCUUUCAAGUUAAUUACCUUGAUAAA